AUAAUCAAUAGAGACGCACUGCAAACCUGUUUUUCUGUGGACGUGUCAUUUAUAUGUUACAACGUGAAGUACUUAGAAGUUAGAACUUGUGUUCAUUCAUUCAAACGCCACGUUAAAGAUACGAGGCUGUGUUUGCGGUUUGACAGCUGGACGUGAUCUCGAGAGGAGAAGCCCCAUUGUCGGGGUGCACAGCUGAAAAAGAAAGGGGCCAGAAUACUAACACAAAGAAACAACCCUGGUGGCAGCCAAAAUCACUCAAGCGCAACAAAUGUUUGCUUUUCUCCACAACAUGGAUUUUGGGGUGUGAGCUACAAAAAAUAUAAGAUGCCCUACAGCAACAAAGAGCUGGUUGAAGAUUUUAUAAGCUAUAAAUUAUCUCAGAAAAAUUUUUCCUGUAACCAGUAUUUCGGAGACAGUAGGACUGCCUCUCCAGGGACCUCCACUCCUGAGAAUGAACUAGAUGUGCUACAUGUCAACGGCUCUGUCAGUGGAACAGAAAAUGGAGGCAGCUCUUCUGCAGACCACUCACCUGAUGGUAUCAGAGCAGUAAAAGAGGCACUCCAUGACUCGGGGGAUGAGUUUGAGUUGAGGUACCGGGCAGCUUUCAGUGAUCUCUCCUCCCAGCUGCACAUCACCCCAGUUACCGCUUACCAAAGCUUUGAGCAGGUUAUCAACGAACUCUUCCGAGAUGGGGUGAACUGGGGACGUAUAGUGGCACUCUUCGCAUUUGGUGGUGCUCUCUGUGUGGAAUGUGUGGAGAAGGAAAUGGGUUCUUUGGUGAAACGCAUAGCUGAAUGGAUGACCACCUACUUGGACAAUAACCUAGAUCCCUGGAUCCAGAGACAAGGAGGAUGGGACACGUUCGCCAAAAUCUACGGGAGCAACGCGGCUGCCGAGUGCCGGAGGUCCCAGGAACGUUUCAGUAGGUGGCUGUUGGCAGGAAUGACUCUGGCUACUGGCCUGAUGCUGGGCUCCUACUUCUUCCACAAACGCUUGUAGAAAUGAAUACGACGUGGUGCACAGGACGGCAGAAGGAUGGCCACACCGUGACCUUGAAGGAAUGCCAAGUAGAAAAUUUGUUGUAGCGUUUAAAAGGAAAAAGACUAAAAAAAAAAAUGUACAAUUUUCAUUUGUGUUCUUCUUGCUCGUACUCAAACCAAAUUAUUUUCAGUAGUCUCAUUCCAGAAAUGAUGCCUAAAACAAAGUUUUAUAAAGUAUAUAGAUUCCUUAUUUUAAUGUACAGCAAGUAAAUGGUGGUGAUGCAUUUUUUUUUUUUUUAACCAUUCUGUAUGUGGCUUGAAAGACUUCACAUUUAAUACUAACGAUGCUGUGACAAGUCUAGAGCUUCCAGAAGGGCAGGCAGUAAGUAGAGCAAUGAGUGGAUUAGCAGAAUGUAAAGUAUUGAGAUGUGAGGACACAUUAAAGGUUGGGCAGUCUUUUGUCUUUCACAUUCAGUUCAUACACUACCUAAAAGUCCAAGGGGUACUUUUUCUUUUUUUUUGCCCUUUCUAACUCUUUAAGAGUAUUCAUCUUAACAACUUACCCAGACAAAUCUGUUACAGAUGUUCAUUUUUGCACCAAAGCAUCAGACGUCUUAAGCUUUUCAAGAGUUGCAAUUUACAGACCUGGAGUUUUUUGUCCUGCUUUUGCUCAUUUUAAAAUGUUCUUUACUUCAGGUGAUUUAUAAAAAAAAAAAAAACUGCUCUUAGAAUUACAAUUGUGGAAACGUAUUUUGAUUUAAAUUAUCGAGCGCAGUCAUUUUGUACUUAAUCUGUAGACCAGGACCGCUCGUCGCUCUUUUAGUAUAAGAGAUCGCAUUUAGGAAUGGAAGGUCUUAUGGAGUUGUGCUUCACCCUCCAGUGGAUUAGGGAAUAGUGUAACCUGACUAACAAAUUGAAAUACCAUCUGGAUUUAUUGUAAAACAGUGUUGUAAGAGAUAUGCCAAAUGUUUCUCCAGUGAUAUAAAGAUCGGCGAUGAAACUGCAAAGCAAUGAUGGAAGACUCGUUCAUUAGGAUGAGGGGAACAAACUCACAGCAUCCAGAACACUACAACACUAAAAAGAGAAAAAAUGGAAAGCGCCGUUCAAAAUGUAGCUCUAGAAGGACGUGCAUGAUAAUCUGAAGAUGAAAAGGUUGAAUUUAAAGUAUCCAGGUUGUUUUAAUCUUUCACAUCACACUUUUAUUUUUCUUUUUCAAUAGUGAUUUCCACUUCUGCUAAGGCUUUUCAGACUUUUUUGGUUAUGUCAAGAACUUCACGAACGCACCGUUUCAUGACUGUUCCUCUCUUAGAACACAAACUAUGGCAGUUUAUUCACCGUCCAGUUGAUCACCAACGUCCAGGCUCGUGAUUGAAACGCUCCCACCUCCACUUCCAAGUCUGUUCGCUUCACGUGAUGAUUUUUGUCUCUCGUCUCGCACGUAAGAAUAUUUUACUAGUGAAACAUGCGCCAGAUGAUGCCUUUCUUUGUAUUGUUGCCCCUUGCAGUAACGAUUCCAUUUCCGCCUACGUUUUUUGUCAGAACACUACCCAUGUCCGGACUAUAGAGACGCCAUUUAUCGUUUGUCCCUUUCUUUUUUGCCAUGUGUGCUAAUGAGUCAUAAACAGUACACCAAUCUAUGCAAACCACAAGACUGAAUGAAAACUUCUCUGAUCUGACUGGUUGCAAACCCGAAUGAGUGAAAAACCUUUUGUCCUUUUCCAUAAAUCAAGAGACCGAAUUCAUGGGGGAACAAAAAAAAAAAAACAUUAAAA
This is a messenger RNA of Polypterus senegalus (gray bichir), 2752 nucleotides long. RefSeq names its product bcl-2-like protein 1. Lineage: Eukaryota; Metazoa; Chordata; Cladistia; Polypteriformes; Polypteridae. Bases 325 to 999 code for a protein of 224 amino acids. Gene Ontology annotation, cellular component: mitochondrial outer membrane. The transcript is spliced from 4 exons. Gene Ontology annotation, biological process: negative regulation of intrinsic apoptotic signaling pathway; extrinsic apoptotic signaling pathway in absence of ligand; intrinsic apoptotic signaling pathway in response to DNA damage. The record is from RefSeq and is a predicted model, not a curated record. Gene Ontology annotation, molecular function: protein heterodimerization activity; protein homodimerization activity.